GCCGACAGUGAAUGCGUGAUCAACUUUUGUAAAAAAAAAACAUGUCCAAGGUAGCAUAUAACAUCCUGCCAAAAAUUAGAAUAAACUCUGGCAAAAUUUAGUGAUAAUAAGCGUGUGAAACGAGGCCAAAUAAGUACUACGUAACUUACAUUCAACUAAUUAAUGCGCAAUAUAGGGCCCUUUGUCAUUAUUAUUAUAAAACUAUGGUGUCGUUCAAGCUCCCGAUUGGAUGAAACUGUAAACAGGUGAUACAUGCCAUGGGCAGAAUAGGAAAAAUUGCAGUACAGUCGGGGUACACCAGUGAGUUCUGUCGAAAUCACUGCCCAAUAGAAAAAAUUUUAGUAGUUACGAAGUUGUCGAUUGGAUGAUUUCUCUCCGUCCGGCUCAUGUGCCACUGUGUUUAAAUUGACGUAUAGCUGCCGACGUUUUUUUUUGUAUAUUCCUGUACAAGUUGGUAUAAGUUUUCAUCGGCAUGCCGGCAUGGGAUUGAUGGGGUAUUCGAUUCGUUCCAAACCAUGUCCAUAACGUACAUAACUGAACGUGAUCUUGUGCUUGUGUUAGUAGCCUAGUAGAAAAAUUUGAUUUUUGUCGCUGGGCAUUGUGCUUUUAAGUAUUGAUGGAAACAAGCUGAACAUAUUUCUGCUCCAAAAAGUAUUAGCUUUAUUAAAGGCGAAUUUGUAAAUAAUAACGGAGGAGAACAAGUAAAGUUGUCCAAGUAAAGCUUCAAAUAUAAUGUUUCGAGUUAUUAAUUAAAAUAAUCUAUUUUUUAAUAAAUAAGUUAAUAAAAUGGCAUUCGGCGCGUGCUUACGAACAAUUUCGCGUGAAUAUAGAUUGAACGUAUGCUUAACCUCCCGACUAUCAGUCCUGUUAAGUCCACAGCAUCAACGUUGCCUAGUGAUGCACAGGAACAAUUCAAUGAAGAAUUGGAAAGAAAAUCUGUGACUCCUGUUGAUUAUCGAUUUACAUACCCUGAAUUUUUGCCAGAUCCUGCUUUUGCCAGAAGAAAUACAAUAAGAGAGAAACUUGAAAGAAUGGAUAUGUUAAAACGAAGGUCACAAAUUGAUAUUCCUGAGUUCUAUGUAGGAUCUAUACUAGCUGUAACUACAUCUGAUCCUCAUUCAGGAGGAAAACCACAUAGGUUUUUGGGUAUUUGUAUUAGUCGAAGUGGUUGUGGCUUACGUGCUUCUUUUAUUUUGAGGAAUGUUAUUGAUCAUCAAGGUGUUGAAGUUGCUUAUGAAAUGUACAAUCCAACAAUUCAGAAAAUUGAAGUGUUACGACUUGAGAAAAGACUAGAUGAUGAGCUAUUUUACCUUAGAGAUGCACUUCCAGAAUAUAGUACUUUCCCACAAGAUAUGGAUCCUGAAAUUAAAAUAGACGGUGCAGCAGUGCCUGUAAAUGAUAUCAAGGUGAAACUGAAGCCUCGUCCAUGGCUGGAAAGAUGGGAACGCAAGAAUUUAAAAGGUGUCCAAGACUUAGGCCUACCUGAAAGAUUUUAUAAGAGGGCAGAAGAAUUAGCUACACCAUGGGAAAAAUAUGAUCUUAUGAAGCAAUAUCGAGCAACAAUUCCAGAGGAAGAACAGGCAGAAAUAUUUUCAGAAGUUUAUUCUGAACUACAUAAUAUGGAAAUAGCAAGGAAAAAGCUAAAGAAAAGAAAAACUUUCAUUAAACCUAAAAAGAGUGGUUAAAUGUGAGAAUGUAAAUGUUAAUAAAUUACCGUUUUUGUAAUGUCUUCUUUAAAAAUAUGUCUUGACUGUUUUGAUGUAUUCUUGAUUUACGCUGCAAAUCACAGAAAACCUUCUCAGCCAACUGACAUUUAUACCAAAUCUCCAAUUUUUCCACCCCAAAUUAACAAAUAUUUUCAAUUCUCAAAUCAUUGGCCACUGACAGUAGGAAUAAGCAAUAUUGGAUUAGGUGAUUAAUUGGUGUGCAUGCAGGCAAAAGGGGAUAAGUCAAGUUUUUGGUUCAAAAUGAGUAUGCUAAACAUUGCUUUUCUACUUGACAAAAUUGAAAUGUCACCUUCCCCGCAUAUACACAAUGAUAGUACCAUAGUAAAGCAAUGUUCUUGCAUACUUAUUUUGGACAAAAACUUGACUUAUCCCCUUUUACACGCAUACCUGCCAAUUCUGCCAUGUGACAUGGAAAUGUAGUAGGAGAGACCAUCCUAGGAAUGAGAAAUUAGAAUUAAAUUUAUUACUUCAUUACCAUUUGAUCAACUACCGAAUAGUCUUAAAAAGAGGAUGUUGUCGUAAGAUGAGGUUCGGUCCUAAAAAUUAUUCAGAAUAUACAUGGUUAUCUUGUAUUAACAGAUUAAGGGAAAUCAGUGGCAAACAAUGCUUUUAAAUUGCCUUUUCAUUUUGAGGAAAUUAAACGAUGUAAUAAAACCCAUGGAAAAUAAUAAACUGGGUGUAAUCUAAAUGAUGGUUCUAAAAGGUGAAUGUGGGGUGUAUAAUAGCCUCCAGUUCUAAGCAAAAACUUUUUCACUUUGGUGAGAGAGAGUAUGUGUCAUGUGAAAUCAGCUGUACUCUUAUUUAAUCUUGCGCGCUACAAAGCAUGCCAUUCUUGUGAGACUCAUUUGUGUGAAAGAUUUCAUCAAGACUGUUCUUAAGCAGCAGACUUCACUGAAAGUUAAUGGUGACCCCAACCUCAGAAUAAAUAGCAAAAUAACGUGUAAUAAUAAUGUAAUAUCACAGACACUUUUAACUUUUCAAAAUAUUUUCUUGAAAGUUUUAUUACGGUAGUUCUAAAUAGAAAGAAACUUUAAGAAUACGAUUGUAUGGUUCUUUCAUCCUCGGACAUAGAACAUUCAAUACAAUCCAUUAAAAUUAAAUUAAAAAGUAGUAUAAAAAAGGUGUGCAUGUAAACUCGUCAGAAGUACUUUCAGCCACUACUCAAUUCGUUAUUGGAAAAUGUUAAUCGAGCGCGUACACAAAAGUUCUGUAAAGAACAUAAAUUCAAUGUAUUAACAGGCGGUUUAUUAAAUAAAGUUGGUACAUUUGCAAGCUCGUAUUUAUAUUAGA
Messenger RNA from Gryllus bimaculatus (two-spotted cricket), 3017 nucleotides. Lineage: Eukaryota; Metazoa; Arthropoda; Insecta; Orthoptera; Gryllidae. The record is from the annotation of a GenBank genome assembly.